AUGUCCAGCAUGGCCCAGCUGGCUGAGCAGCUGCCCUCGGAGGAGCGCCGGCAGCGGCUGCGCGCCGAACACGCCGAGCGGCUGCAGCAACUGCUCAAAGACCAGCUGUCGGAGGCCGAGCGCCGCGCCGCCGAGCUGGAGCGCACCUACUCUGAGCUGGCUGAGGCGGGCGGCACCGGUCGGCGGGCGCUGGAGCAGCUCUGCCGCCGCCUGUCGGAGUCGGCAGCCGCCGGCGCCGGGCCCGACGAGCCCUCCGAGGCGCAGCUGCAGGCUAAACUGGCGAGUGUGGAGUCGGAGCGGGACCGGCUGCGCGAGACGGAGCAGCUGGCCACCACCCAGCUGGAGCAGCUGCGCUCGCAGCAGCAGGCUGCGGACCGGGCGGCCGACUCGGUCCGCCGACAGCUGGCCGAGCUGCAGGAGACGGACGACCUGCGUGGCGUCAUAGCGUCUCUGCACCAGCGUCUGCUGGAGAAGGAGCGCUCCGAGGCCGAGUUGCAGUGUCGCCUGGACCAGGGCCGCUCUGAGCUGGAGGCCGUCCGCGCCCGACUGUACGCCGCUGAGACGGAGGCGGGGGCCGCGCGCCGUCAGAGGGACGCCCUGCGGGCCGAACAGGGGCGCAGGAUGAGCUGCGUCCGUCUGGCGGUUCAGGAGCUUCGCGGCUGCCUCAGUCUCCCUCAGAGGGCCCUCCACGAGCGUCUCUCGGAGACCCUGGCCGACCUUCUGAGUCGCCGGCGCGCGAUGCAGCUCCAGCUGUCCGCCGCACAGGAGGCCCGGGACGCGGCUGAAGGCGAGCGUCAGGGCUGUAAGGCGCAGCGGGCGCUGCUGGAGAGUGCCCUGCAGCAGCUGAAGACUGGCGCCCCGCAGCUGCAGGAGUGGCUGGCGCGCUGCCAGGCCGCCGAACUGGAGCUGGCCACUCUGCGGCCUCGCUGCGAGCGUCUGUCGGCAGAGUGCGCCCUGGUCCGCAGUCAGCUGGACGAACAGGAGCGGCGGGCGGCAGACGCCGAGAGCACCGUCUGCCGGCUGACCAACCGGCUGGAGCUGCGACAGCUGGAGAUACAGCUCGGCUCGGUUACUGACGGGGACGCCGCCGCCGACUCUGCGCCGCUCCCUGCCACGGAGACGGCCGGUGACUCCGGCCCGGCGCGGCCCGCCCCCCGGACCGGCCCGCAGUCCAGCCGGCUGCCCGUGCGCCGCCCGCCGCCGGUCGCUGUGCGAAAAUCCGCCGGGGACGGAGCGGCGGACAGCACAGCCCCGCGGGAGACAGGAGGGGACCGGCCGGCCGAGGAUAAUCAGCUCACGUCGGCCUGUGAGCAGCACGCCGAGGCCCUGCGCGGUGUCCUGGCGUGGCUGGCCGGCCGGCGGGACGUCUGUGAGCUGCAGAGCCGACUGUCUGAGGCGCUGCAGCCAGUGGCCGCCGCCGCCUCUCUGCUGUUAGUGUCCGCAGACACUCUGAGGAUGGUGUGUGGCCUGCCGGCGCCCGGGAGGCCGCCCUCCCCGGCGGGUACAUACUCCAUACCGUCCCCGCCAGCGAUCGACGAGCUCCCACCCGCGGCCGGCGAGGUCCCGUCCCCGUCAGACGAGGUCCCGCCGUCCGGCGCCGCUGACGGUGAUCACCCGGCUCUCCCGUCGGCUGCCGGCUCCCUGCGUCGACUGCGCCUGGCCGAGGCGUCUGUCGCGUCACUGCAGCAGCGACUGAGACAGAAGGAGCAGAGCUGCGACCAGUUCCGACGGCUGCUGGACGAGACGCGUCAGCAGGCGGCCCGCCAGGCGGAGCAGCACAGCCAGCAGCUGGAGCGGAGCGGGCAGCAGCUGCGGCAGCAGCUGGCCCUGGUCGCCAGUCUGGAGGCGGAGCGCAGCGCGCAGCGUCCUCUCUCUGACAGCGGCGGCGCCGAGCCGUCGCGGACUGGUGGUGACCGUGCUCCUCUGUUUUCGUCCACAGUCUAG
Molecule: messenger RNA, 1944 nt
Organism: Amphibalanus amphitrite
Lineage: Eukaryota; Metazoa; Arthropoda; Thecostraca; Balanomorpha; Balanidae
Product: myosin heavy chain, embryonic smooth muscle isoform-like
Exons: 12
Coding region: 1-1944 (647 amino acids)
Source: RefSeq, a predicted model, not a curated record